AUGGCGCCAAAACCUAGUGACAUUGGCCGCGAUCGCCCUGGUAGCUGUACCCGCAGCGACCGCUUUGCAUGGAGCGACGAAGACCGCGAGGGCUUGCAAGCACUGUUCGAUGGCUCAGAUAUCCUCAAAUUUGGUCAUCACGAGUGCGAAAACAACGCUGUCGCCAUGCGCAGCACCACCGACGAUCAUGCUGAACACGACAGAGCGCUCAUGGAUCCUAGUCCCGGGCCAUCAAAGCGGACUCUGGGUGCCAAGAGGCUGAUGCAGCCGACUGCUGAUGCGGUCUUUGACAAGACAAAAGUCCAAGGGACUUCCAAACUUCCGGGUGUUCCCUCAAACCCAAAAGAGGGAAAGAUGUGUUUGGUAGUAGGAGACAUUGGCGGAAGCGAUGCGUCGAAGGAACGACAGCAAAGACACCAUCGCAACCACGCACAUGGUGCUACUGGUGAUUCCGUUGAAUCAACGAGAAUUCAACGCUGGCUGCAUGAAAAAGGACAACAUGCAAGCGACUACAAGCAGGCUCAGAGCUUCAUUCCACAACUCAAAAGCCGCCUUUACCGCAACCCAGCUCAAGGAGGCUCACCGAGCGCAGCAGACUCCGCAGACUCACGCUCUGCAUCGCCACAAAGCUCGAUAUCUUCGCCUUUGUGGCAGCCGUCUGUUCCCGUUGCCUGUCGCCACAAUCAUCGACCGUCCACCCCUUCCGAUCGCCAGCACCACUCCCCCAGCACAGUCGGAAGACCUCAACUCGCGCGCCAAAGCCACCUUUUCGAGAUCUCUCUCAAAGAUUCAAGCUCUGCAGACAGCACUUUGAGUGAUGAAGAGGAUUGGGAUCUGGUUGAAAACCCGAUGAACGACAGUGUGCAUUCAGAUAAAGCUGGACCUGAUCAACAGCGCAAACCGUUGACCUGCGCAUCAUGGCGACCAUUGGGCCCACAGCCCGAGACGCCAUUGGACCCCCCCUUCUAUGACGCAGUUCACGUCUCUGAAUCACCAGAGAGGGAAUACGACGAGAUGGUAGCCAGCGAAGAGACGCAGGCGAUCCGUUCCGACUGGACUGUCCCGGACAGCGCUGGUCGAAGUCAGCUCCUGCAGGAGACGUACGCAUUUGAGGCAAAGUAUCCAAACGCAGCGCCCGUCUUGCGUGGUCUCCUAAGCCAGACGCAUCUGUUCGAGACAGUGGGCUUUGUGCGCCCCACGAUCAAUCCUGCGUGGGAUCAGUUUGCAUCCGCGCUCGACAAGGCCGUACGGGCGGGCGAAGUAGCGGGCGAAGGCAUGUGUAUAGCUGUCGAGGGUGCCAAGAUUGUCGGAAAGGUCGCCAAUGAUAUAGUAUUCACUUUGGCCCCUAAUCUUUGGGACUAG
Messenger RNA from Emericellopsis atlantica, 1362 nucleotides. RefSeq lists its product as uncharacterized. The transcript has a single exon. Lineage: Eukaryota; Fungi; Ascomycota; Sordariomycetes; Hypocreales; Bionectriaceae. The record is from RefSeq and is a predicted model, not a curated record. The coding region runs from base 1 to 1362 and encodes 453 amino acids.